Messenger RNA from Danaus chrysippus (African queen), 1377 nucleotides. The record is from the annotation of a GenBank genome assembly. NCBI's taxonomy places the organism in Eukaryota, Metazoa, Arthropoda, Insecta, Lepidoptera, Nymphalidae.
AUGUUAACAUUUUUAGAAGAAUUUAAAUGCUCUCUUCCCGAAGUGGAGACAAUUGAUGGAAAUCUGGAUAUAUCGAGAUUCAGAUCAGACUUUUCUAAGAUAUCUGAGGUUAAAUUUCCGGGACUUAUCGGACCUUUAAACGAGCGUCUCAUUUGCAAAAUAAAAUGUAUAGAUGGAAAUUGGGUUGGACCACUCUGUUCUUCAACGCCAAAUGGUAGAUUUAAACCCAUUCUUCGAGAAUGUCUGUACAGAAUGAAGGAUCCUCUCCUCGCCAUUUCAUACAAGAAUGGUUCUAUUUUAACGGACACAUAUUUUCCGCACGGCUCGACAAUUGUAGUUCGCUGCAAACACUUUGGCCUAUACAAGCUAACAGGUGACAACACUUUACGAUGCGAGAACGGCGAGUGGGAACCCAAAUGGCCCAUCUGUGUGCCAACAUCUAUGAUCACCAACUAUACAGGUGGGGCGCCUCCAACAAUACAGUAUCUUGCGGCAUCUGGGUCAGCCAUUGUGGAGUUAAGUGGAGAGCUGUACACUUAUCCAGGGACAACCUUGUGGUUAGACUGCCUCUGGCCCAGAAGCCAGGGGAAGCCGGAUUGGAGCUGGAGAGACAACUAUCGACACCAGGCCUCGUGGGUGAGUGCAACGGGUGAGGUGGAACUUCACUACAGGCUGGUGCUGACUCGGAUGUCCCACCAUCACAGUGGACCUUACACAUGCACUGCACCAACUGGCACCACUAACACUGUCCUCGUUAGAGUUGUUAAUGUGGUAUGCCCUCUAAUGAAUGUGUCUUCGCCUCGUCUCCGUGAAUCAGCUCAGGGCUCUCAACUGGGUAAUGCUGUCCACUUUAGCUGCGAACCAGGCUACCAUCUCAAUGGAUCAGCUGUUGUAUAUUGUAUGGGUGAUGGUCGCUGGUCUUCAGAACCGCCGACGUGUGUGGAAACGUUUUGUCCCCAUCCACCCCCCGGGCCCCAGUUGUCGGUUGUAGAGUAUAACUCUUCGUACGGUGGUCGUGUUGUGUUCGCGUGCUCCUGGGGUUAUCGUCUGCGGGGUCCACCAGGCUUGGAGUGUGAACAGGACGGCAAAUGGUCAGGGGAAAUUCCACAUUGUGUUCCAAUAUACUGCCCGGAUCCAUUAGUACCAGAGAACGGAAGACUUUUGAACACAUUGUCUAAAGAUGGCAAGUAUCCAGUUGGAGAUCUCAUCAUGUACGCUUGUGGGGAUGGUUUAGAGAUUGUUGGGGAAUCAUCUAUUGUAUGUACAGAAAAUGGUUUCUGGUCUCAUCCCCCACCAUUCUGUCUUCCUCCCUCAGAAAUAAAGAAAACUGACACUAUUUAUAUAGACAACACCACCCUUGUUAACUUCGAAGAAUAG